UAAGAUUCUGUUUUGUGUAAGUGUUACUCUGGAACAGAAAAUGAAAGUGAAACUGAUCCUUCUGGUAAAACAACACUGCCUCUGUUAGACACAGCCACGAGUCUCCGAGAUCUACAAGUACAAUGGCAGGCUUUGAAUCUCAGGCUGAUUCCAAAAGCAAGCUCAAAGGACACAUAAAGAAGUACAUGACAUGGAUGAAUUCUACUAAAUUGUUGGCAGUUUUUGUGGUUGUUGCCACUUUUGGGCUUCAGAUCCUUAAGCAACAGAGCAGCCCCUCAAGUCAACAAGUAGAAGAAUUCAGUGAUGAACUUCGGAUUCUGCUUAUCGGAAAGACCGGUGUGGGCAAGAGUGCAACAGGAAACACCAUUCUUGGAAAAAAUGCUUUUAAAUCUGAGGCCUCCUCUUCAUCUGUAACCUCAUGGUGUGAAAAAGCCCAUACAAUUAUACAUGGCAGAAAAGUGUCUGUUAUCGACUCUCCAGGUCUGUUUGACACUCAAUUAUCUGCAGAUGAGGUGAUCAGUCGGAUUAAACUGUGCAUUCCAUUCUCUGCUCCAGGACCUCAUGUCUUUUUAGUUGUGAAUCAGAUAGGAAGGUUUACAGAAGUAGAUGAAAAAACUGUUGAGAUUUUUCAAGCAAUUUUUGGGGAAAAGUCCCCCAGGUAUACUAUGGCUCUUUUUACUCAUGGAGAUCAACUUAAAGGGGAAAAUAUUCAUAAAUUUGUACGCAGCAAUGAGAAGCUUUUAAGUUUCAUCAGAAAAUGCAAAGGUGGAUAUCAUGUAUUUAAUAAUGAAGAUCAGAAUCCAGAACAAGUCAUCCAGCUCCUGGAUCAGAUUGAUAAGAUGGUCACUGUAAAUGGUGGAGGACAUUACAGUACAGAGAUGCUUCAGGAGGCAGAGAGAGCAAUAGAAGCAGAGAAACAACGAAUCCUGAAAGAGAAUGAAGCACAGAGACAGGAAGAGAUAGAAGAUCUUAAGAAAAAUUUUGAAGGGGAAGCAUUUGAUAGAGAAAAAAAGAAGAAAACACAGCAACACGAAGAGGAAGCAAGAGAAAAGGCAGAAAAGGGUUACUUUUAUUAUUUUGGGCAGUGUCUUCAGAUUUUGAUUGACAUUUUAUUGCGAUAUUUUGGAGUGACACCACUAGGCCAUGUUUCAAAUUUCAAUUUUAAUCAUUUUCACAGUUCCAAAUAAUUACUCACAAAAGUCUCUACAAUAAUGAUAAUGGAUCUGUAAUGUCUGGCCAGACUAACAAAAUCACAAAAUGUAUUGUUUUCUGUUUCUUCUUCUAAAUUAAAGUUUCAUCAGGUCCUUUAUGUUUUUACUUUACAGGAAAAGAUGCCAUCUCAUUUUCACAGAUUUUAUUACUCACACUUUAUCUGGAUAAAAUAUUAAAUAUUACCUUUCCCUUUGGUCAGUUUCAUUUUGACUUGAUCUUUUUCUAAUAAUGAAUUUUUAUACAACACUAUAGAUUUAAAGCAAUUAGUCACAUCAGGGGCUUUGAAGUCUCUGUUUUCUUUUGGAUAAGGAAGUUAUUAGACACAAUGCUAUUUAGCAUAAAUGAAAUGUAUUAUUAAAAAUAAAACUUAAAACAAGUUUCCCAUGCAAUGUGGCUAACUGAGCUAGAUGAUACUGCUAUUCCUGUCCAUAGAUUUUACAUUAGGACUAUAGGUUAACAAUAAGCUUUGAUGAUUACACAGUUAAUAGAGACAGACAGAAUAAUCGGUUUAAGUAUAAAAGGCUGAAGUAUUACUUAAAACCUGGUGCCUUAGAAAAUAUAUUUACAUAUCAUAUCUUUACCUAUGUUUUUUUCUCAAGGUCGUUAUGCCAAGUAUAUUAUUUGUGUGUUUGUUCCACACUGUCUUUAGAGAAAAGAUCUUUUUUUUUUGUACAUGGUUUUGCAUAGUUUUGUUUCUUUUGUCAUGAACUUGUAUCCUUGUCAUUAAAGUUCUCUCCUUCACUGCUAAAUAAAUCUUUUUUAAAUUA
Molecule: messenger RNA, 1979 nt
Organism: Silurus meridionalis
Lineage: Eukaryota; Metazoa; Chordata; Actinopteri; Siluriformes; Siluridae
Product: GTPase IMAP family member 9-like
Exons: 4
Coding region: 123-1187 (354 amino acids)
Molecular function (GO): GTP binding
Source: RefSeq, a predicted model, not a curated record